AUGGUGGUGAUGGCGUCAGAGAGGGGUGUGAGUAUGGUGGUGAUGGCGUUAUGGGAGGGGUGUGAGUAUGGUGGUGAUGACGUCAUGGAGCUGGUAACAGUGGAAUGUUUUACCUCAAGAGUUAUCGACUCACAAAGUUUCCUCUGCACGUGCCCGUUGCUACAGAUAAGGAGUGAACUCAUGGCCAUGUUUUCCAGAUUAGCGGUUGAGACAGCCCUGAGCGAUAUCUACUGCAAUAAGGGUACCGAUAUGUCGUCGCUCUUUACUUUACGUAUGGAGGAUGCUAAAUUUCUUCAGUGCAUUGGCACACCCACUGUGUACGCCCCAGCAAUGUCGUGCCCAUGGUGUAACGGAGUCAACUCACUUGUAUGGUGUAAAAUGAAUAUCACGUGUGUCGGUGAAGCCGCUUUCUGUGAGUCUACAUACCUUUUUAACAAUGCAGGCAAUUUUAUUUCAUCCCACUGUCAAAAAAGAACAGUCUGCCUAGAUGAGGAGAGGAACAACCGAAAGAGUUGCAUCUUCAACGGCACCACACAAAUCAGAUGUACCUACUGCAGUUAUGGGGAGGUCGAUGAGCCGAUUAUUGAUGGAGGUUUAUUUACAGAGCACCAUUUUUUCCUGAGUUUCAUUAAGGAACGGGCGCACUCCGAAGAAUAUUCUGACAAUGAUCGUAUAGCAAGUUCUAUCAGACGUACGCUGCACAAUUUUUAUGGUGGGAUUGUUGUACGGGUACAAGACUACUUCCCAGUUGCUGUUGACGAUAAAGUCCGGGUCUCUGCUAUUAUCUACGUCACUGUUCUCAACAUUCAAAAUGUGAAAGAGCUCAAAGAAAAAAUCGCCAAGGAUUUUCUAGACAAAGUACACGAAGAUGCAGGCUACUUCAAGGACCAAAAUGUAGAUCCAAGCUCCAUAUUUCUUGCAGAUUCAGGUAUUUCUUAG
Messenger RNA from Physella acuta, 939 nucleotides. RefSeq lists its product as uncharacterized. The record is from RefSeq and is a predicted model, not a curated record. Lineage: Eukaryota; Metazoa; Mollusca; Gastropoda; Physidae.